Messenger RNA from Aspergillus bombycis, 1107 nucleotides. RefSeq names its product TauD/TfdA dioxygenase family protein. Gene Ontology annotation, molecular function: 2-oxoglutarate-dependent dioxygenase activity. The coding region runs from base 1 to 1107 and encodes 368 amino acids. Gene Ontology annotation, cellular component: cytoplasm. Lineage: Eukaryota; Fungi; Ascomycota; Eurotiomycetes; Eurotiales; Aspergillaceae. The record is from RefSeq and is a predicted model, not a curated record. The transcript has 4 exons.
AUGGCUCCCUCCGUCGCUGAAAGUACCACAACCCCGGUGGUCCCUAUCCUGAAAGGAAAUGUAUCAGACGCAAACACCCUCCAGAAGGAGCCCUUGAAGCUUAGCGGGGCUCUCGACUCCUUCGAGUCCUUCGAUGUGACGCCCGUCAUUGGCCGCGAGUUCCCGACUGCCAACCUGAAAGAGUGGCUGCAGGCUCCCAAUUCCGAUGAGCUGCUCCGUGAUCUUGCUAUCACCAUCUCCCAGCGUGGCGUCGUUUUCUUUCGCAAACAGGACGGGCUCGACGACGACCUGCAGAAAGAACUGAUCCAGCGAUUGGGUCUUCUUGCAGGCAAGCCCAGUACAUCUGGUCUCCAUGUGCACCCUAUCCAUAACGGGGCACGCGAGCACGGUGUCAAGGAUAACGAGAUCAGCGUCAUCACAUCUAAGGACCAUGACAAGCUAUACAAAUACCAUUUUCAUACGAAGAAACAAAGUGCCAGGCGGGAGUGGCAUAGUGAUAUUACCUUCGAGCCAAUUCCCAGUGACUACACUGUUCUCCGGUUGACCGAGCUUCCCAAGACGGGCGGUGACACACUCUGGGCAUCCGGUUACGAGCUAUAUGAUCGCAUUUCCAAGCCGUACCAACAGUUCCUGGAAACCUUGACUGCGACAUAUGCCCAGCCUAGCUUCAACAGAGUUGCUAAGGAAAAUGACUUCGAGAUCUUUACUGGACCUCGGGGUGCCCCGGAGAAUGUUGGCGAGGAAUUGAAGGCCAUUCACCCGGUUAUUCGGACGAACCCGGUAACCGGGUGGAAGAGCGUCUUCGCUGUCGGUGUUCACGUUGCGAAAGUCAAUGACCUCUCCGAGGAAGAAAGUGACCAUUUGCUGAGGUGGUUCGUCUCCCUGAUCGUUGAGAACCAUGAUCUCCAGGUUCGCCUGAGAUGGCGGAAUCCCAAUGACUUAGCUAUCUGGGAUAACCGCAGUGUCUAUCACGCCGCGACACACGACUACAAGGCAAAGGGCUUUAGCCCCCGGACGGGUCACCGUGUUGUUGGUCUAGGAGAGCGGCCUUACCUGGACCCAAAGAGCACAAGUCGUCGUGAGGCCUUGGAAGCUGAAUCGGCAUAG